Messenger RNA from Miniopterus natalensis, 2705 nucleotides. The record is from RefSeq and is a predicted model, not a curated record. Lineage: Eukaryota; Metazoa; Chordata; Mammalia; Chiroptera; Miniopteridae.
AGCCACUGCCCCGCGUCUGCGUGUCCGCCAUGCGCGGCAUGUGGCGGGAGGAGAAGGUGGCGCUCUACUGCGACGAGGUGCUGCAGGGCUGUAAGGCAGAAGAUGCCGAUGAGGCUAUGAGUAACUACCUAUCAGGAAAAUUAAAGUUGAAAGACAAAUGGCUUGGAGUCUGGAAGACUAAUCCUGAGUUAUUCUUUCUCAAAUAUGAAGAAGCUUCUAUCCCUUUUGUUGGUAUACUAGUUGAGGUUAAAUAUUGUGGGAUAUAUGAUGUCAUACAUUUGAUUCCCUUAAAGGCAACUUGUACACCACGCCAAAGCUCAACAUCUUGUUUCAGAGUGACUGUUUCUGUUGCUGAGCCUUUUUCUUCUAAUAUUGCGAAUAUUCCAAGGGAUUUGGUUAAUGAGGUUUUAGAAGAACUAGAACAUAGUGUGCCUCUUUUGGAAGUAUACCCUGUUGAAGGACAAGAUUCUGAAAUACAUGAUAUUGCUUUGGCCUUGGAAGUUGUAAGGUUUUUUUAUGACUUUCUUUGGAGAGACUGGGAUGACGAAGAAAGUUGUGACAAUUAUACUGCUUUGAUUGAGGAAAGAAUUAAUUUGUGGUGUGAUAUACAAGAUGGAACAAUACCUGGUCCUAUUGCACAACGUUUCAAAAAAACUUUGGAAAAAUAUAAAAGCAAGCGUGUCGAGCUCAUUGAGUAUCAGAACAAUAUUAAAGAAGAUCCCUCUGCAGCAGAGGCUGUUGAAUGCUGGAAAAAAUACUACGAGAUAGUAAUGCUCUGUGAAUUAUUGAAAAUGUGGGAAGAUUUACGCCUUCGAGUCCAUGGACCUUUUUUUCCAAGAAUUCUGAGGCGUAGGAAAGGAAAAAGAGAUUUUGGAAAGACUAUUACACAUAUUGUAGCAAAAGUGAUGACUACUGACAUGGUAAAGGACUUAUCUUCAGACACGUUUCUCCAACAGCAUGAUGAUUUGGAUUUGGCUUUGGAUAGUUGUUACAGUGGAGAUACAGUUGUUAUUUACCCAGGAGAAUAUCAAGCUGUAAAUCUUGCUUUAUUGACGGAUGACAUCAUUAUAAAGGGAGUUGGAAAGAGAGAGGAAAUUAUGAUUACUUCUGAACCUUCUCAUGACAGUUUUGUGGUAUCCAAAGCUGAUAAUGUGAAACUAAUGCAUCUAUCUUUGAUACAACAAGGGACAGUGGAUGGUAUUGUGGUGGUGGAGUCUGGCCACUUGACUCUGGAGAACUGCAUAUUAAAAUGUGAAGGAACAGGAGUGUGUGUUCUUACCGGGGCCUCUUUGACAAUUAAGGACAGUGAAAUAACUGGUGCCCAGGGCGCUGGUGUUGAGCUGUAUCCUGGCAGCACAGCCAUUUUGGAAAGGAAUGAAAUUCAUCACUGUAAUAACUUCAGAACCAGUGACAGUUCAAAAAGUAUCUUAGGUGGAGUUAAUAUGAAGGUUCUUCCAGCGCCCAAAUUGAAGAUGACUAAUAAUCAUAUUUAUAACAACAAUGGCUAUGGAGUAAGCAUUCUCCCACCAACUGAACAGUUCUUUAUUGUGGAAGCCUUCAACAAAGGCGCUGCUUCAGGAGACAAAAAAGAUGAAAACAGGCUCUCCAAAGUAAUGCAAAAUCUAAAUCUGGAGAUGAGUGACAAUCAAAUGGAAGCAAACGUAAAGGGGGAUAUGAGAAUAGUCACAAGUUAAAGACUGGGUUUAUGUUCAAGUUUUGUAUUUCAGAGUUGUUCAAUAAACCUCAUCUCCCAAAGAAACGGUGUUCUAAUUAAAUUCAACUUAUUUCAUUAAAAACAUUUAAACAUUCUAAUGCUCUUUCAUUGAAUGAUUCACUUUGAUUUUAAAAAUACAGGCCAUAAAAUUCAUCCUUUUAGGUAUAUAAUUCAGUGGUGAUUAGUAUAUUUUUAGUAUAUGGUACCACCAUCAUCAUGAAUUCUAAAAGCAAAUGUGGUUUUAAACAUUGCUUUUAAUACUUAGUCCAAUAAACAGCAUUAGAAGUGUUCUAUGUAGAGAAUAGAAAGAAAUUACAGCUAAUUCCUGAUCCAUUCCCAUUUAUAGGUGCUAGUAACUGGAAUAAGGUUAGACAGACCCACGUAUAACCUAGGAUCAGGUUCAGCUGCAGGAAAUAAAUUCAAAACAAGAGAGGUAAACAACAUAGAGGUGUAUUUCCCCCUCAUAUUCAAGAAGUCCAGAGGUGUCAGCUUAGGGUAGUAGAUAUUCCAUGUGGCUAGUGUAGGGCUGGUAAGUGUAGCUGUUCCGUGCUAGAAAUUCAAGUUUCUUCCGUCUUGUUUUACCAUCACAUAGUUUCCAUUCAAAAUCAGCACAUGGUCCAACGUAGCAAUGGUUGCUCAAGCAUGAUGUCUGAAUUCCAGCUAUGCAGAAGGGAUAGGGCCUGUCUAUUAAGCCACACACGUGUUUCAACUUUCAUGCCUCCUCCAGGUAGAAUCUAAUCAUAGGGCUACACCUAACUGCGAUGAAGGUAGGGAAUGAAGUCUUUAAAUUGGAUGGCCGUGUGUCCUCUAAGGGGGUUCAUCUCAAGUCUUUUCUACAAAGCAAAACUUAUAUUGAUUUUAGGAUAUAAAUGGAAAUAAGCACUCAGGCUCAAAUACUUAAAUGUUCCCUUUCUCAAUUUGCUUUUCACUUGGUGUUACCUGUAACCUAGCAAGUGGCCCUGUGUUGCCACCGAGAACCUCUUGAGGCUGA